AUGGACAAAUUGAAACUCAACAACACUAAUAGCUCAACAUUCUUGCUACCAUUGUUGUUUUUGUUUCACUUGGUGUUUCUUGCUGCCCAACCAAUUGUCCACGGUCAAUCUUUAUACCAUGUAAAAACCAUAGCAGGUAGUUAUCCCAAUGGUUACAAUGGUGAUAACAUUGAUGCUACCAAGGCAGAAAUUGCCAUACCUGAUGGUCUUGCACUCUCUCCAAGUAACAAUGGUGACAUUUUCAUAGUUGACAAGAUAAAUUGUCGAGUGAGACAAGUAGUGGCAAGUAGUGGUAAAAUUAAAACAAUUGCUGGUGUGGGUAUUCCUGGUUCUGUCACGACAACUAUAGCAACUUUGGCUCGUUUCAAUUAUCCUAGUGCACUUGCUUUUCAGAAUAGUGAUGUCAUGUACUUGUCUGAUACGAAUAGUCAUGUUAUUCGAAAGGUCAUAUUAUCUAGUAAUUUGAUUAGCACAUACGCUGGUCAAGUUGGUGUACCAGGGAGUAUCGGUGAUGAUGGAGUCGCUACCAAUGCACUAUUGAAUACACCAGGUGGAAUUGUCAUCUCUCCUGUGAAUAAUAAUUUAUAUAUUGCAGAAACCUCAAAUAACAAAAUUCGUGUAGUUUCGUAUACGGAUGGUAUCAUUAGAACAUUCGCUGGAGGUGGAACAGAUACAUCCACUGUGGUACAGGAUGCAACUAAUGCACAGUUAAACUUCCCCACUUCCAUUGCCAUCUCUAAUAGUGGAGAAGUUUACAUUGGAGAAUAUGACAAGAUUAGAAAGGUUUUCAAUAAUGGCACCAGUGUAGUCAUGUUCACUACUUUUGAACUCUCUGGCCAGACUAAUACAGUCAAUGGAAUGGCAAUAUCUCCAAUCACUGGUGCUCUCUAUGUCACUGUUUCAGAUAAAGUGUACAUGAUUCAAACGAAUGGAGUUGCAACAUUAAUAGCUGGAUCAUCAUAUGGCUAUGCUGGAGACAAUCAAUUGGCAUCCAAUGCCAUGUUCAGAGUCACAAGAGGCAUUGCUAUAUCCUCGAGUGGGGAGAUUUUCAUUUCCGAUGGUGGAAAUUACAGAGUCAGAAAGAUUAACACAAACAAUAUCAUCACUACUGUUGCUGGAACAGGUUCCAAUCUCGGCUACAAUGGUGAUAAUAUUGAGGCAGUGAAGGCAAAACUCUUUGGUCCAGAAUCGGUUGCUGUCGCUCCAAAUAAUGAGGUUAUUGUGGCCGACACAAGAAAUUAUAGAUUGAGAAAGAUUUCACUCGGUGGAAUUAUCACAACCAUUACUCCAAGUUAUAUUUCACCCAGAUCUCCACUCGUGCCCAAUGUAGGGGAGUACUAUUUUGUUGAUUCGUCAACUGUGAAAUAUCUCAUAUCUUCUAGUGGAAUUGUAAUAACAAAAGCUGGAUCUGGAACUACUGGAUACAAUGCUGAUAACAUUCCUGCUACUAGUGCUCAUUUAAAUUUACCAAAAGGAAUUGCCAGAUCCACAAAUGGAGAUUUGUACAUUACCGAUUCUGGAAAUCAUCGAAUUAGAAAAGUGUUUUUCAAUCAGACCAUCAUUACUGUAGCUGGUACCGGUACUUCUACCUACAAUGGAGAUGGGCUAUUAGCAACUAGUGCCAAUAUUAAUAAUCCAUAUGGAAUUGUACUGACCUCUAAUAAUGAAGUUAUUUUUUCAGAGUAUGAAGGCCAUCGAGUGAGAAAAAUUCUCAAUGAUGGAACCCUCAUUACCAUUGCAGGAACUGGGGUGGAUGGAUAUAGUGGGGAGAAUUUGAGUGGUGUUAAUUCAAUGUUGAGAUAUCCUGCUGGUCUUGCCAUUUUAUCCAAUGAUGAACUAUUGAUUUCUGAUUCCCAAAACCAUGCCAUAAGGAAAUUAUUUAAGAAUGGAACUUUGAUAACCAUUGCUGGUACUGCACCACUGUAUGGAUACAAUGGAGAGAAUUUGCACCCUUUGGAAACUCAAUUUUAUGGACCAAUGGGAGUAGCUCUCUCUGCUGAUGAAUCUAAAAUUUUCAUUGCUGACACAAGUAAUGGAAAGGUGAGAGCAAUCUCUUUUGGUUGUGACCUACAGAAUCAAUGUAGUGGACAUGGAGAUUGUGUAAUGAACAAUUGUUCGUGUUAUUCUGGCUGGAGAGGAAGUUCUGAUUGCUCUCUCUUCUCAUGUGAAACAUUGAAUGCCUGUUCAGGACAUGGUUUCUGUGUGAGUAAUAAUACAUGCUCAUGCACUAGUGGAUGGAAGGGAAGUCUCGAUUGUUCCCUCUUCUCUUGUGAUGCCGUGAAAAAUUGUAGUGGAAAUGGAACAUGUACAUCAAGUAAUGGUUGUUCAUGUCUGGAAGGAUAUAGUGGAUUGAGUUGUGAGAAUAGAAUUGUUCCUCCUACCUAUGUCUCUCCACUUGCAUCCAAGAAUGGACAAGUGACUACUCCAGUUAAUUCUAACAUUGGAUUGAUUGUUGGAUUGGUUGUGGGUUUAACAUUAUUGGUAUUGUUAAUAUUGCUUGCAAUCAUUGUCACCAUCUGUCUCAUUGUGAAAUUAAAGAAGAAGAAAAGCAAACCACUGGUUACUAAGGAAAAACCAAUUGAAAUGAUAACAACCAUUGAUGAAAAUGUCACUCAAACAGCCAAUAAUAGUACAUCAGUGACUUCAGAUUUCCCAAGCGAUACCUUUAACAAUUCCUUGUACCAAUUGUCUUCCAAUACUUCCAAUACUAACACAACUACUACUUCUUCUACUCAAAACACAGAUCAUUCUUUGCUCAAAGAUAGAUACAAGAUUCAACAAGUUAUUGGUCAGGGUGCAUUUGGUAAAUGUUAUCUCUGUUUGGAUUCUAAAAAGAAUGACAUGCCAGUUGCCAUCAAGACUAUUAGUUAUGAUCAAAGCAGACAUUCUAAAAUUAUUGAUGAAUGUUCCAAAACACUUUCAUACAGACAUGCAAAUCUGGUUGAAGUUUAUGAAUUCUUUGAAGCACAGAUUAUUCAAUCUAUUUGUAUUGUAAUGAAAUUUUAUGAAGGCGACUUGGAACAUGCCUUGAAAGAUUUGAAACAAGAUGGAAAGAUUGUCUCUGAGAAGAUGAUCAUCUCCAUCAUGAAACAACUUGGAGAUGGUUUGAACUAUCUUCACCAAGAGAAACUAAUUGUUCACAGAGAUAUCAAACCACGUAAUAUUUUCUAUAGUAAAUUGGACCGUGAAUUGGAUGAAAUCCAAGUGGUUAUUGGUGAUUAUGGAGAGGCAAAGGAAACUGGAGAAACUCAAAAUUCAGUUGCAGGAACAUUGCAAUAUAUGGCACCUGAGGUCUUUUCUAGAAAAUACAGUUAUAGUGCUGAUAUAUUUUCACUUGGAGUUUCACUCAUUCAGGCCAUGGCAAAUGAUUCCUUAGAUUUAAACAUUACAGCUCAAUUAUUAUACGAUAAGGAAGAAGUGGUGUUGGACAGAACAAUGGAACACUUGAUAUCAAGAGGUUACUCUGAGAAGCUUUGCAAUUUUAUUGUGACUAUGGUCUCAAAGGAACCAAGUAUGAGACCAACAAGUGCUGACAUUCAAAAUUUCUAG
Molecule: messenger RNA, 3549 nt
Organism: Naegleria gruberi
Lineage: Eukaryota; Heterolobosea; Eutetramitea; Acrasida; Naegleriidae
Exons: 1
Coding region: 1-3549 (1182 amino acids)
Biological process (GO): protein phosphorylation
Molecular function (GO): ATP binding; protein kinase activity; protein binding
Source: RefSeq, a predicted model, not a curated record